Capsella rubella is the source of this 271-nucleotide messenger RNA. RefSeq names its product putative defensin-like protein 102. The transcript is spliced from 2 exons. The record is from RefSeq and is a predicted model, not a curated record. NCBI's taxonomy places the organism in Eukaryota, Viridiplantae, Streptophyta, Magnoliopsida, Brassicales, Brassicaceae. The coding region runs from base 1 to 246 and encodes 81 amino acids.
AUGACUACAACUAUGAAAACUUCUAUCAUAAUUGCUUUGAUCGCCUUCAUCAUUAUGUCUUUUGCUCAUUGUCAUACUACAAUCACUAGAAGUCCUGGUUAUGGAAUAGGCGGACGUACAAAAACAUGUUUCUCACCAACUUUUUGCACUCUCAGAGGGGUCCAUGGGUGCGAUAGUUAUUGUAGAACUCAAAAUUUUGAUUAUGGCUAUUGUAUUCCAGAAAACUGUUGUUGUGUUAAUUACUAAGAGAAAAUAAUAUACUUCAAUUAUU